This is a messenger RNA of Xyrichtys novacula (pearly razorfish), 4645 nucleotides long. The record is from the annotation of a GenBank genome assembly. NCBI's taxonomy places the organism in Eukaryota, Metazoa, Chordata, Actinopteri, Labriformes, Labridae.
GUAACACUAAAAAAAGACAAACGUUAACAACCAGAUUUUUCCUGAACUGAAAGUAAAAGUGAUCUGAGCACAGCAGAGCUGCAGUCGAGACAAGUCUCUUUAUAUCUCUGUUAAAACAAAUUCACCAGAAGGAUUGACUUCACAAAAACGGUGAGUACACUGACUAACAAAGAUAAAAAAACACUUUUCAGUCAACAUUUUGUUAAACUUGACCACAAAACAGUUUCAAAAACCAAAAUACAGUGACUGUACUCAGGCUCCUCUAAAUUGCACAAAGUGCUAAUGAGCUAUUUCACAGACUUUUAUCAUCGUUUUUUCAGUGAUGAAGUUUUGAUGCUUGAAAAUCUCACUGAUUGAGUUUGUUGGGCACAUUCACAUUUAAGUCAGCAGGUAUAUUCAGCCAUCACACAGAAAACACCAGAUUAACUCAUUCAGCUACUUACAAACCAGCCGAGCUCUCUGCUGCUGGAAAACGCCUGUUGGUUCCAUGAGUUCAGAAAGUGACGAGGGCGGGGUCCAUUUUUAUCAGGAAAACUUCUUCAUGACAAUUAAACCACAAAAUUCAUGUUUUACAACUUCUACAACUGUAAUUAGUCUUGGGAAGAUGUUUUAACUUGAAGCUUUUUUAUAUAUCAGAGUUUCUGCUGUUUGACUUUAUAACCAGAGUUGUUGUUCCUGUUUUAACUUGAUGGAUGGGUGUGUCUGACAUCAAACUCAAAGUCUGCUUAUUUCCUGUUAAAUAUUAACGAACAAUAAAAUUCUCCCUUAGUGCCAAGAUAUAUGAGUCAUCACAACCUGCCAACCUGAGGACGUCUCCUAACUGGUUGACUGGCUCACAGUCUUUAGAUGCGAUCACUCUGUGACUUUAAAUCUUCAUCAGAUAUUGAACUUUUUAACAGCUGGAGGUUUUCUUGACCCUCAGGAUCAUUAGUGUGUCCAAGUCCACUGACACCAGUGUUGUUUUCGUCAGGCAGGACGAAAACUUAAAUGACGACGUCAAACCCCUUUUUUCCUUGACGAAAAUGAGACUAAGACGAACGUCACCAAAGCUCUGUAAAGACUAAAAUGUGACGAAAAUUGUAUUCAUUUUCGUCAGACGAGAACGAGACGAGACUAAAUUGUUAUUAGGUGGACGAACAAAGUUUCAAAACAUGCUUUUUUUGUCCUAACAGUCACGCCCCCAUCACACACACACCAAAAGCCUCGCUCGCGCACAGCUGCGCGCACACACUCAUACACAUACACAGAGCGGCAGGUGGACGAGGCGCGCACACACACACACAUCGUGGCAGCAGGCACAGCAGCGGUGCCCGGUGGCCGAAAAAAGAGGGAUGAUUUAUGGUCCUACUUCAGAUACAGUCCAAGUGACAAUAAAACACAAUGUCUUGUACGGGGACGGGGAGACGAGACAGACUACAGUUGUGGAGCUACAGCUUCCUCAUGCUGCGGCUUCAAACUGUCGGGAAAGAACACCACGAACUUCAAAAGGCACCUUUUCGUCGACUAAAACUAGACUAAAAGCUUUUGAGUUUUCGUCGGACUGAAACUAGACGAAAACUAUCAAGGAUAGAAAUGACUAAAAUGGGACUAAAACGAAGAAGCAUUUCGUCAAAAUGACUAAGACUAAAACUAAAUCUAAAAUGCCUGCCAAAAACAACACUGACUGACACACAGAGUAUUGUGAUCAAAGUUUGACCUUCUUUGUUGUUACAUUGUUAGAGGAUGCUGUAGACUUUCAGGUGAGGUCAGAGUUCAGAUGAGUCAAAGUCUCCAGGAUUUUAAAAAUAUUGUUCUGCUUUUUCCAAAAACACUCUGCAGUCUUUCCUUUUUCCAGAUUUAGGCCAGAAUUUAACUGAAGUCACCAAAUUAUUCAUGACAGUAUCACAAUGAUGAUGACAAGGAUAGACUCAAAAAUAGAUCUACAGUAUAUGUUUAGUGUUUUAAUGUGUUGAUCUUCCACUGAUAAUCCUCAGGUUGUAAAAAUGUCUGCUGCCAGCUGUCUGCUGACUGAAGAUCAGUUCCUGUGCUCCAUCUGUCUGGAUGUCUUCACUGAUCCUGUCAGCACACCAUGUGGACACAACUUCUGUAAAUCCUGCAUCUCUCAACACUGGGAUGUCAAUGUUCCAUAUCAGUGUCCAAACUGUAACGAGGUUUUCGACAGAAGACCAGAGCUGAAGAUCAACACCUUCAUCUCUGAAAUGUCCGCUCAGUUCAGACAGUCAGCUCAUCAGGAAGCCAGCAGCAGCAGCUCAAAGGAACAAGUUUCCAAACCAGGUGAAGUUCCCUGUGAUGUCUGCACUGGAACCAAACUCAAGGCCCUCAAGUCCUGCCUGGUGUGUCUGGCCUCCUACUGUGAGACUCACCUGGAGCCUCACCUGACAAUGUCAGGUCUGAAGAGACAUCAGCUGAUGGAGCCUGUUGAGAACCUGGAAGGAAGGAUAUGUGAGAAGCACGACAAACUGCUGGAGCUGUUCUGUAAGAACGACCAGAUGUGUGUCUGCAUGCUCUGCAGUGUUACAGACCACAGGACCCAUGAUGUUUUUCCUCUGAGAGAAGAAUAUGAAGGAAAGAAGGCCGAGCUGGGGAAGACAGAGGCUGAAAUUCAGCAGAUGAUCCAGGAGAGACGACUGAAGAUUGAAGAGCUCAAAGAGUCAGUGGAGCUCAGUAAUAAAAAUGCAGACAGAGAGACCGAUGAAGGUGUGGCAGUCUUCAGGGUUCUGAUGGAAACUGUUGAGGAAGGCCUUAACAUGCUCAUCGAUACCAUCAGAGAGAAGCAGAGAGAGACGGAGGAACAGGCUGAAGGCUUCAUCACAGAGCUGCAAGAGGAAAUCUGUGAGCUGGAGAAGAGGAGCUCUGAGCUGGAGCAGCUCUCACACUCUGAAGACCACCUCCACCUCCUACAAAACUUCACCACCCUGAACGCUGCUCCACCCAUCAAGACCUGGACUGAAGUCCGAGUCCAUCCACUUUCAUAUGAGGGGACUGUGGUGAGAGCUGUGGACCAGCUGGAGGAGACGCUCAGGGAACUGAUGGAGAUGCUGUUUGAGGCCGAGCUGAAGAGAGUCCAGCAGUGUGAGGUGGAUCUGACACUCGAUCCUGAUACAGCACAUCCUGAACUCAUCCUGUCUGAUCAUGGAAAACAAGUCAAACAUGGUGAUGUGAAGAAGAAUCUACCAGACAAUCCAGAGAGAUUUGAUUUUUGUGUUAGUGUCCUAGCAGAGCAGAGUUUGUCUUCAGGCAGAUUUUACUUUGAGGUUCAGGUUAAAGGGAAGACUGAGUGGGAUUUAGGAGUAGUUAGAGAGUCCAUCAACAGGAAAGGCUUAAUCACUCUGACUCCUGCAGAUGGUUUCUGGACAAUUUGUUUGAGAAAUGAAAAUGAGUACAAAGCUUUUGCUGACCCUUCAGUCAAUCUCUGUCUUCAGUCUGAUCCUGAGAAGGUGGGGGUGUUUGUGGACUAUGAGGAGGGUCUGAUCUCUUUUUAUGACGUUGAUGCUGCAGCUCUGAUCUACUCCUUCACCAGCUGCUCCUUCAAAGAAAAACUCUUUCCAUUCUUUAGUCCCUCUCUUAACUAUGCCGGUAAAAACUCUGCCCCUCUGGUCAUUACUCCAGUCACUCACAUUGAGUAGAUGUUAUGAACAAUGAUAUCCAUCAUUACCUCCGCCAAGGAGGUUAUGUUAAUGGUAGCGUUGGUUUGUUUGUCUGUUAGUAACUUUACGGAGAAAGUUACAGACGGAUUGACCUGAAAUUUUCACCAGAGGUGCGUCUCAGCCCCAGGAGGAUCCUAUUACAUUUUAGUGGUGAUCCGGAUCGCCUUCUGGAUCCAGGAAUUUUUUGAAGGAUUCUUUAUCAUUGUGAGAUAGGGCAAAUUUGGGAAUUUUUGCAUUUAACUCUAUAAAAAUGGCCAGAGUCUUUAGUAAAAAAUUACACAAAAGGAUCUCAAUGAGUUUUAUGAGGUGUCAAAGGUUGAUCCUGAUCCAGACAAAAUUCCAGAUACUGUGAUCCAGAAAACACAAAAAUAAGGGUGUCGUUGGAAUUUUCAAUGUUGAAAGAUAACCAAAGAUACAAGGAAGUGUACGCUUACAAAUAUUGCAUAACAAAUCAUGCAUUUAUGUAUCUAAUAUGAGCUUUGUUGUUUUAGGAACAUUAUGAACAGUGAACAUACCAGUUUAAACACUAAUAAAAGUUAAUAAAAGACACGUAACAGUAAAAGUUUUUGUGUAAAUCACAAUAUAAGGGGGGACAUGAGCUGCUCGGCGGAGGUCUGCACUCUCCGAGUCCCUUUCUAGUUAAUAUAAUAAAUCUACAUUAUUAUGAUGUUUUCACUUUCCUUUAAAACUCGCAUCAGUACGGAUACCAACAAUUUAAGUACAUCUUUUUUUUUUUUUUAAAUAUGCAGCAUUACUUCUUUUUUCACUAAACCAAUGUUACAGUUUUGAUCAGUUUAAUCAAGUGUUAUUUUAUCAGUGUUCAUAACUUCUUUACCGUCACACCAGACUGUUAAAUAAGCUCAAAUCGUACUCAUCAUUCAUUAUUCUAAUCUUUAAAGUCUCUCUUAGACGUCGUCUUUCUCUGAUCGUACCAGCAAAUGUCACUAAUAUCAAAGUGUAUUUCUCAGAUAUGUCAAUAAUAAACAACUAAACUAAGA